UUUGCUAACACGAGUAGAGCGUUUAGUCGAUGGCUGCCCAUAUACGAAGCGAACGCGAUAAAAGUUAACGCCUUGAUAAGAAGGAACCUCGAAAGCUUGCUUAAAGAGUAAAGAACCUCCUUGUAUUUGGGAAAUGGAUCGUUCAAAAAUGGUUUCUUACGAGACAAUGGCGUCGAUAUGUUUAAAAAUACUGAAACUGCUCAAUAAUAUCGGCGUACUGGUCUUAUACCGCACGGGGAACGGCGGCGAUUUCUUAGGCAUCGGUGGCAAUUGGAAUUUACAGGAAAGGCAUAAUGCUUCCCUUGAAAUACUUGCUUCAGGCAUUUUUGUUGGAUUUAUUAUAUAUACAGCUGUAGUUAUUAUUGGAUACUGUUUUGGAGGUAACACAAAUAAGAGAGACUUAACUGACAUUCUUAUGAAUACAAUUGGAGCCGUAUUGUGGAUAACAGUAGGUGGGAUAGCAAUACACUUCUGGUUUGGCUACAUGACCGAUGGUAGUUUUGCAUAUGCCAGCAGUGAACGUAGUGUGGGUUUAACAAUGGGCGCAUUGUGCGUUUCUCAGGGGGCUCUUUAUAUUGCCGAUACUAUUUUGGGAUGCGCGCUAUACUAUAAAGGCCCCACAGAGUAUGCCGUCAUAAGGCAGUAUACGUUGGAAUAAAUAAGAGGCUACUUCACGAAACUUAAAAACUUUCAUGUUCAAAAUACAUAUAUUAUAAAUAUUUUUUUUUUGGAAAUACAUAUGUGUUACAUAUGCAUAUUGAAAAAUAAAAUACAUAAGGAAGAUAUUUCUGAAAA
Molecule: messenger RNA, 795 nt
Organism: Bactrocera dorsalis (oriental fruit fly)
Lineage: Eukaryota; Metazoa; Arthropoda; Insecta; Diptera; Tephritidae
Product: protein snakeskin
Exons: 3
Coding region: 134-658 (174 amino acids)
Biological process (GO): septate junction assembly
Source: RefSeq, a predicted model, not a curated record